AUGACUCAGCAAUCAUUUUAUAAAUUAUUAGAAGAAGUAUCUCCAUAUCUGACCAAAAAUAGUCGUCGUCAAUCUAUCUCAGCAGAACAUCGGUUGCUAAUAACAUUGAGGUAUUUAGCUACAGGUGAUGAAGUAUCAUCUCAGGCAGUCGAAUAUCGUAUUGGAAGAUCAACACAUCAUUCAAUUAUUAAUGAAACGUGUGCUGUGUUGGCCCAAGUUUUAAUGCCAAAAUAUAUUAAAGCUCCAGAUAGUGAUCAAUGGAAAGCUAUUUCUGAUGGUUUUUAUCAAAAAUGGAACAUGCCUAAUUGUAUUGGUGCCAUUGACGGAAAACAUAUUGAAAUAAUUGCUCCACCUAAAUCAGGAACCAUGUGCUACAAUUAUAAAAAAACAUUUAGUACCGUACUCUUGGCAGUGUGUGAUCAUGAAUAUAAAUUUACCUUUGUUGAUAUUGGUGCAUAUGGAAGUGAAAGUGAUGGUGGUGUUUUUGCAAGAUCUUCAUUUGGAAAAGCUUUAGAAGAGGAUAAAUUAAACCUGCCAAAAGAAAAAACAAAAUUCCAGGAUCUAAUAUGUUUACUCACCAUUUUUUUGUUGGAGAUGAAGCUUUCAAAAUCUCACGCCAUAUGA
Molecule: messenger RNA, 624 nt
Organism: Chelonus insularis
Lineage: Eukaryota; Metazoa; Arthropoda; Insecta; Hymenoptera; Braconidae
Product: protein ANTAGONIST OF LIKE HETEROCHROMATIN PROTEIN 1-like
Exons: 2
Coding region: 1-624 (207 amino acids)
Source: RefSeq, a predicted model, not a curated record